Chlorella variabilis is the source of this 2160-nucleotide messenger RNA. RefSeq lists its product as hypothetical. Gene Ontology annotation, molecular function: transcription cis-regulatory region binding; protein binding. Lineage: Eukaryota; Viridiplantae; Chlorophyta; Trebouxiophyceae; Chlorellales; Chlorellaceae. The record is from RefSeq and is a predicted model, not a curated record. Gene Ontology annotation, biological process: positive regulation of transcription by RNA polymerase II. The transcript is spliced from 3 exons. Gene Ontology annotation, cellular component: nucleus. The coding region runs from base 1 to 2160 and encodes 719 amino acids.
AUGCGGCGCCGGGAGUGGCUCAAAGAGCGGGCCAUCUGCGGAGUCAGGCUGCAGCUGCAGGAGAGCAGCGAACCAGUAGCGCCGUUGCCUGUAGCCUCGGGGAACAUCGGCACAAGCAGCGCCGCCACCACCGCUGACGCCACCGCCGCCGUCGCUCGGCGGCCGCCACCCUCACGGCUGCCCCACCCGCGGCCCAGCCCGUUUCGCGACUGCUCCAUGCCCCAGGCGCAGCAGCAGCAGGAGUGGGACGACGCAGUGCAGCAGGUGCAGGCUGCAGCGGCUGCCGGCGACGUGCACACCCUGGAGCAGCUGCUGGUGGCGGACGCACACCUGCUGGAUGCUGCGGGGCCGGAUGGGCGCACCGCCCUGCACUGUGCCGUGGUGCACGGGCAGCUGGGCGCCGCAGAAUGCCUUCUGCUCGCCGGGGCAGAUGCUCAUGGCGCGCUGCACCUGGCAGCAGCGGCAGCACACGCCGCCGCCCCCAGGCUGGUGCGCCUCCUGCUCAACCAAGGCGCAGAUGCGGCAGCCACCGACAGCUCCAGUCGCACACCACUCCAUGCAGCUGCUGCCAGCACUGGGUGCAUUGAGGUGCUGGUGUGCCUGGCGCGGCACAUUCCCCGCCUGCUGGCAGCGCGGGCGGGCGCCGGUGGCGACACCCCGCUGCACGCCCUCUGCCGCUGCCUGGCCCAGGACGGCAGCACGAGCCUGCGCCUGCUGCAAGCGCUGGCGGCCGAGCGGCUGCUGGGUGGGCCGUGCCUGGAGGUGCCAGAUGCGGCCGGCAGAACGGCGCUGAGCCUUGCAGCGGCGGCGGGCAGCUUGGAGGCGGUGCGGCUGCUGCUGGCCUGCGGCGGCAGCCCUUGUGGCGGGCCCUGCCAGGCGUGUCGCUCCACGCGUGCGGCUGGGCCGCCAAUGGCAGGAGGGCAGGAGCAGGAGCAGGGCGGUGCCGCCUGGGGCAGCCAGGAGGCGGCGCAGCGCAGCAUGCAGGGGCACACCUGCCCGCUGGCGGCCGCCUGCUGCCACACCAGCUGCAGCAUCCUGCUGUGCCUGCUGGGGGCUGGGGCCAGCGCCUCGGGGCUCAGCGACCUGGUCCUGGCACGUGCCGUGGUGGAUGUCAGAACAGACGUGGCGGCCGCGCUGCUGGCGGCGGGGCUGCGCAGCGACGCGCGGCCGCUGCUGGCCGCGGUGCAGCGCAGCGUUGUGGGCAUGGCGGGGCCUCUGGAGGAAGGCCUUGUGCGGGCGCUGAUGGAGGGAGGCUUGGACCCAAACUCUCCCGGACACCCGGCCGCCGCUCGGCGCCUGCUGGAGGCCGCGCUCCUGCCGGGGCGGGAGCGCCUGCUGCAGCAGCUGCUGCUGCCGGGCCCAGCCGCGCCUGCCGCUGCGGGUCGCGCGUCAGCACCACAGCAGGCGCAGCAGGCGCAGCAGCAGCCCCGGGCUGCUGUGGGGCUCGACGUCGGCACCCUUGCCCACCAGCUGCAGUUCAGCCCAGCCAACUUUGCAGUGAGCCAUUCCUCGCUGGCGGCGCUGCAGCUGCUGCUGGCUGCCGGGUGCCCGGCGGGGCCUGUGCCGGCACCGACGGGCUGCCCACCACUGGUGAUCGCAGCAGGCCGGCUGGACAUCGCGCGCUGCAGGGCUCUGCUGGAGGCGGGGGCCGAUGCAGGCGCCACCGACCUUCGCGGGCGGUCGGCACUGGAUGCGGUGCUGGAGUCGUGCUCCGAUGCCCGCAUGAUUCAGCUGAACAGCGUGCUGACGGACGGCAGCGGCGCCGCCACCGAGCGCCAGCUGCUGUGCCUGGUGGAGCUGCUGGUGGGCGCUAGGGCGCCCUGCCGCCACUUCCUGGCCGAGCACUGUGGCCUCGGCCGGCAGAGCAGCCUGCUCGAGGUGCUGGUGCACCGGCGCCUGGCGCUGGCGGUGGGACAGCCGGGCUGGAGCCCCGCCAGCCACCGGCUGUGGCCCGUCGCCUUCCAGCGCGCGGCUCGCGAGGCGCUGGUGGCGAUGCAGGGACGGGGAGCGGCUGCGGAGGGGCCUGGCGAGGCUGCCAAGCAAGCGGCUAUGGCUCUGGCGCCCGGGCCGCCGCGCAUUUGCCUGCCCACGGACAUUUGCUGCUUGAUCCUUGCGCGCGCGUCCCUGCCAGUGAGUUUUUGGAUGGAUGCAGAAGUUUAG